Molecule: messenger RNA, 7214 nt
Organism: Hylaeus anthracinus
Lineage: Eukaryota; Metazoa; Arthropoda; Insecta; Hymenoptera; Colletidae
Gene: MED1
Product: mediator of RNA polymerase II transcription subunit 1-like
Exons: 8
Coding region: 734-6178 (1814 amino acids)
Biological process (GO): regulation of transcription by RNA polymerase II
Cellular component (GO): mediator complex
Molecular function (GO): transcription coregulator activity
Source: RefSeq, a predicted model, not a curated record
GACGUGCAUCGAAGGUCUACGCGCGCUCUGAUUGGUCGGGGUUUUCGCUUAAUAUCUCCUUAACGAAGCCCCAUCCGACAUUUUUGCAAAGGAAAUUGUUGUUCAGAAUCGUCUCAGCUACCCCCCAUUUUCGGCUCCUCCCCGACUUUUGGGACAUCCUGUAUAUAUAUUCCUAAUGUAUUUUAUGCGAUCUUGGCAAUUUAGUUUAAUUUAUUAGAUAGAAUAUAAUAAGUUAUAUGUAGAAACUUAAUUUAUAUAUCAAUUCGCAUUACACGCUAAUCCUAUGAAUCUAGCGGUUUGAAGAUAAUUUAUUGUAUGUACAAAGUAUGAAACCAAUCGAAUUUUAUUAUAAAAUAAAACUUAACAUUUGAUUACGAGUAAUAUUGAAUUUAACAAGUCGCAAACGUUAUAGUUAAUAUUAACACUCAGUUUGCUGCUGUAGAGGGUGUAGAAGAGCGUGUUUUAAUAAAGUAUUGCCGAAUUCCCCCCUCUUCGGGCAUGAUACGGACGAAAACGCCUAUACGUAGAAACGUAUAGCUUCUAAGUAUAGUAUAACUAUAAUACUAUAUUGUGCGUAAAGGUUAGGAGUAGUUAAGCGAUCAAACGUGGGUUAGGUGAAUAUAACGGCUCCUGUCACAAUGUAGUGUGUAAUAAUGUUAUUGUGAUAUUAUAAUAAUAAACGAACAUCGAUAUACAAGUAGAUUUCAACACCGUGUGAUCCAUCACGGAAUACAUGGAUGUUGCGAACGGACAAAAGCCCCUCAGUGGGCAACCUACUGUCACUGGUGGUCCAGGUAUGGAUAAAGGGAAAGAGUGGCAGAUGGAAUUGCUUAUGGAGAAAUUACGCUCCAAAGCUUCAACUUUUAAAUCCUUGGUGGAAACUGCCAAGAACCUGCGUAUGGCAAUGCUGGACAAGAGGUUUGCAAUUGACAGUGCAGAGAAAAGUCAAUUACAGAAAUGUUUAGAUACUUUACAACAUUCCAUUAAAGUAACCUCCUUGCAAUCCAUGGUGGAGCGCUUGGAGAGUUUAACCAGACAAUUGGGCUUAAAGUUUAUGAUGUCUGGUCCACCAGGUACAGAAUUGUUUAUAUCAUCGGAUAUGUUUUUUUUGGAAGUUCUUUUGGAGCCAACAGGUGUAGUUAAAGAUGUUAAAAUCCACCAUGAAGGAAAAAAUGAACAGCAGAGCUGUGAUGUGUUGGUAUCUUGUUUGUCGCGAGGAGACUUCCUUGAUUUUACAGUACAAUUAGAAGGUUUAGCUUCGAUAUAUCAAUUAAAUGCAGAUAAGAAGGUAAAAUGUAAAGCAUUCAGUGCUUUACAAUCGCUGGAAGCUGAUUUGGGUAUCUUAGCUCAAUUGCAAACAUUUAUCAAGGAACCCUUUAAUCUUGUUCAUAAAAGCCCAGUUGGAAUUCUCGAGCGAAGAAGGGGAGGUCACGCGAUGAAACUGACAUAUUUCGUUUCUCCUUAUGAUUUAAUGGAUCAGGAGAAUCAUACCUGCGAUGCAUUGAAUUCGGAUGUAGUUAUCAAACGGAAAAUUGGCCAUUCUGUUACGGUUUGUAUGGAAGGUUCGACUGCUCACAAGUUGCCUACAACUAGUAUCAUAACUGUAAAUAGAAGUCCCACAGGAAAAAGUACUCCAUCCUAUGCUCCAUUAACUGGUACAAAUUCAUCUGUGUUACCCGCUUGUUUCGUUUUAAAACUAGUUAACAAAAUGCCGAUGUGCAUGGAAUUGGUACGCAGGAUACAGAAGGUUACGGAACUCGAAUGCGGAGACAUAUCCGCUCCACAUCCGUUGCUCAGUUUAAUUAUACAAAAUGCCAGCGAGGGUCAGCAAGAUUGCCGAAACAACAGAGGACUUUACGUUACGUUGCCGGAUCAACAGCAUUGCUACUUCAUGACAGAAAAUAGAAAUAUGGAAGGUGUAUUAGUAUGCAGCAUUCCUUUCACACACCCAGCCCAUGUUCCACAGAUCUUGGUAUACUUACGUCAACAAGCGCUAUUUAACACUCUAAUCGCUAGUUGCGUUAGACCCAUGGCUCGGCACGAUCCAGAACACGCGACUAUAUUCGAAGUGAGCGCUUUAUCAUGGCAACACAUAUCGGUAAGUUUGGAGCAUCCUUUUGAAGAAACAAUGGCGACGGUGGAACUGGAUUUGACGGAUAUCUCCGCGUUGAAGUGCAAAUUGUACGGGAUAAGUAUAACGAACACGGAACGAACGUCAGAUUUGACCGGAAAAGUCUUACAGAAGUGUUUAAGUAUACCUUUGACAAUGAGGAUUCUCAUGAAGUCGUGGGAGAGUCGAGACUCUUUGAACGCGAUGAACAGUAUGAAUAGCGGAAACGGAAACUACAACGUUAACCUUGGUUCUGGCAAGGAUCAGAACAGCCAAAAUGGUUCCGGAAUGCCGGAUUUCACUAACGGGGAAACGAAAAUAAAGCAGGAACCCGGCUUGAAUAACGGAAACGGAACUAUGGGGCGGCAACAGUCGUCGCAACAGCAACAACAGCAGCAGCAGCAGCAACAACAACAACAGCAGCAGCAGUCUUUUUUAGAUGCCGGAACGGAGAAUAGUAUCGGGUUUCCGUCAUAUUCCGGCCAAUCCGAUACCACAACUACUGCGAUGUUGAACCCUUUGCAAUUGGGGGCGUUGCUUGGACAAGCAAAAAACUCGUUGGCUAAUCCUAUCAACGAGCGUGGGAAAAAAACGCGCAAAAGAAAAACAGCGGACGGUAUUUGGCGUAGUCCUAAGAGGAAAGGCGACGAGACGGCGGAAAUACUAUUGGAAAGUUCCAGUUCCGAUUCGACGCCUCUCGGUACGCCGACAGGUGGUAGAGAAACUAUGAACGAAACGAGAACGUCCACUCCAACGUCAGCCACGAGUUUAACCAGCGGUCUGGAUUUUUCCAAUUUGGAUCCCACGGAUAUCUUGGGAACGGAUAAAAGCUCCGACUACGAUUUCGACAACGAGAGCGAGAUAACGGACGUUCACGAUUUGCAAGAUGUGGAAGAGUUGAUCAAAAGAGAUCGCAAGUCGAGGAAAAGGGAAGAGAAAAAGAGUCCGAUUAUAUUCGAAGAGAACAAAAACCUGGUGCCGCCAUCAGUAAGUAUAACGCCAAUUUCAAGCAGUAGUUUGGGUCAAACUACCAACUAUAAUUCUGUACUUACGGGGAUGGGUUUGGAAAGGAGACCCGGCAUUGAAAUAAUACCGAUAGCAUCGUCGCCGCAAACCACUUUACCGAGUUCUAUUACUAUAACUCCGAUAGCUGGACCAACGCAGUCGAAAAGUUUGACGGACGAACGCAGAGAAAGAAAGAGCUCGAAGGGAAAGUCGACGGAGGAUAAGGGAAAGCUGGAGAAGAGACGCAAGCGAAAAAGAGAGGACAGUCCUAUGGGACCGCCGCCGGACAAGAUACCAUCUAAACAGGAUCCAUUGUCGAAACCGGUAUCGGUGAGCAUCAAACCGACCGAAUCGCCGCCGAACUUGAGCUCGCGCCCGGCAUCGCCAGCCACGACGUUAAGAAAAUUUAGUCCGUCUCCCACGCAUACCAGUCCACUCGCUCUUGUAGGUAAGUCCAGUCCCACGUUGAAACAAUCAACGAACAAGCCGGUGCAAAGUCCAAAGCACUCUCCGGUCUACAGCAGUAGUCCCAAGCAUACGCCAGUAGCUGCGAGCGUGAGUCCGAAACACGGCACAUCGUCUCCUAAGCAUGGCAGUUCAGCGAGCACCGGGAAACCGAGCAUGUCCGCGCUGAAAUCCGCAGCGAAUUCCCCUUCCAGUAAAACCACCGAUGCGGGCCAGUCCAAGACGAAGUCUUCUUCCUCGUCGUCCUCGAGUAAAGAAUCCAAUCGGGACAAGGAAAGAAAGACAUCGUCGUUAGCCUUCGGUGGAUCCAGCGGGCAUCAGAGCCCCAAAACAAAAUCGUCUAGCGGUAAGUUGAAACAACUGGAAUUAAUUCCUAGCGGGGAAACGCAGUCUGCCUUACCUAAUAGCGGUGGCAGCACGCCACCCUCUGGCAGCUCGGAACACGGCAAAUCCGCCAUUGCCCAGCAACAAGCGAGAAACAGGAAGGGCUCGUUGAGCGCUGUCAUCGAUAAACUGAAAAAUGCUCAACACUGUUCGGACGACAAUGGCAACGGUGGAACGAAAUCAGCUACCAGCGGAGGCGGCAACUCGAGCAGUCAGAAAGAGAGAAGCGUUGGUAGCUCUUCGAACAAGACCGCAGAGGGAAAAUGCAUCGGCAAAAACUCCUCCAUGGAGUCGAAGAAUCCUGCGGAGUACAUGGUGAAACAUAGUUCGGAUGGGAUGAAGAUAACGAUCAAUAAAACUCGCACAAAAGACUCGAAAUCGGGAGCGAAUCUUAAAUUGUCCUCGUCCUCCGCGUCCGUCGCGACUGGCACAUCUUCAAGUUCGUCUGUUUCCUCCACUUCCAUGUCGGGUAACGGGUCCCCGAAAACGCACACUGGUUUGAAGCCAGGGGUAAGUUCUGGCCCAGCAUCGAAGAAACCCCCUUCCCAAACUUCUCCGAAGUUGUCCGGUUCCUCGUCUUCCGGUUCUGGAAGCAGCAGCGGUAGCAAAGCGACGUUGUUAGGACAGAAGAUGCUGUCUACUUUGAAAUCUAUCUCAGGACCAAAUUCUAGCAGUGGAAACGGUGCAGGGGGAAUCAACGUCGGAGGUAGUGGUAGCGCUGGCUUGCUGACCAAAAGCGUCAUGUCCUCGAAGUCCUCUUCGAGCUCUCCGAAGACAACCAGCUCGGGCGUGACGGAUCUCAGUCGAAAUCGCGACAAAUCCCGAUUGUCUAAGUCUGGCGAUAAAAAUUUAUUUCCUUCGAAAGGCAUCGGAGACACGAGAAAAUCGAGUCCCUCCGGUUUACGAGAGGAAAGCGAGAGCGAGAGGGCGUUCAAACUUUUAGCUCACGCUACCAUGUCGAACUUGUCGAGUCUACCCAAUUUAUCACCACAGUUGGUCGUCGAAGGCCUCAUGAAACAACUGGACACCAAGUUUCAAAUACCCAAGCUGUCCGCUAGAGCUAAUGCGGACUCUGGUGACAAGAAAUCGGAAAAACUUUCCAUGCUCCCCGAUCCUGGGAAGACUCUGGACAAUUUGACGACGAAGCAGGUGUCGGAGCAAGGGAAACUGCAAACGAUAUCAAACACCACGUCGACUGGUUCCAAGGCAACGUCGGAGGACCAAACGAGCCAAGGUAGACGGGAUCACGUACAAACGAAGCCUGACAAUCUUUCCAUGACAGGUGUAGCUACGGUAAUGUCUAUGAAUCUCAGCGCUGACAACACCAGCAAUCUCCUGCUUCCGGCUUUGUCUAGCGGGGGUUCGCACGACAUGGAUAUCCCCACGAAUCUCUCGAUGCAGCCGACCGAUAACGAAUCCCGCGACUCGUGCAAGGAGUCAUCGAUGGGCAGGACCAACGCGCAGUUUCUGAGUAGUACCUUGAACUCCACAGCCGGCGGCAAAGACGACGCCAGUGGCAGUGGUCCGGUAAUGGCCGUUCUACCAAAAAGUUCCGACGCACAGGCUACCAGCAAACCCGUGUACUCCGCCAUGAUGGCUACCGGCGCUAUAACUGGUGGCAACGGGACCAGCACCUCGAACACCGGUAACGGAAGCUCGGAAAGCUUGAACCUAAGCAUUAAACCAGUGGACGCGACUAUGACAAAGUACAAAUCCGACGAGAAGAAGCAGCAACAGCCGCAGCAGCAACAACCGCAGCAGCAGCAGCAACAACAACAACAACAAUCGCAGCAGCAGCAAUCGCAACAGCAACAACUACCGUCUUCCGGAGGAUCGUCGAGUACCUCUUCGUUAGGCGCUGUGGUAACCUCGGAGGGCUCCUCGAAUACCAUUAAACCUGGCAUGGAGAUACCACCGACGACGUCGCAAGAGGCUGCGGAGAUGUUACUGGAUUUUUCUACCCCGAAAGACGUGGCCAAGAGCUUGAACUUCACGAGCAUUCCCGAGAGGGCGAUGACCCAGGCGGCCUCGGUGCGCAGAAACACGCCACCACCCCCUCCACCUGCCUUCCCAGCGAGUCCUUCCGUGAGUGUGCACAUCGUAAAAAGUCCUGCACCCUCGCCGAGGGUUAUCCCACCGUCGCCUCACUCCGCCUCGCCGUGUAUCACCGAUGACGAGCUAAUGGACGAGGCGCUGGUGGGAAUGGGCAAAUGAAGGUUACUGAAACUCUAGACAGAAUUUUAUCCGCGUGUUACAUUCGCAUAGCGCAAGGGACAGGGUGUCCUUACAGGUUGGCUGGCGAACAGAGAUGGGUGUAUUCGAAUGAGUUUGUAGCUGAAACACAUCUAACGUGCUAUAUAUGUAUUCGUACCGUACAGCUGCCGAAUGCAACGUACGAAUGAAUUUAAGCAUUCGAUCACAAACGGAAUACAAAUUAGUAAGGUAUUCGUCAUUCCGAUACUUUUUUAAAUAGAGUUUGUCGAUCCCUGUUCGCAAGUAACGCUGUCUUUCCACGUGGAGCAGUGUUUCUCAAACUUGCCUUACAUGUACGUAUAUGUCCUCGGAUCGUUGACGUCUUCCGAGGUUUCUCGACGGUCUGCUCAGGCUGAUAGUUUGGGGAACACUGGUGAGAAUGAGUCGAGAUCAUUCUUGGGAAAUAGUGACUUUGAGACUUCCAAUUCUUUGUUAGGGAAACAGAUAGGUUCUGAUAAAUAAUCGAUGGAUUUUCGAGGGACACCCUGUAAGUAGUUAAAUCUUCACAGUUCUUCUGAAAUGUCCUGCCGAAUACUAAUAUGGUUUGCGUCCCCGUGCGCGAAUCUUGAGUAAGUUCAAUUUUUUCAUACAUAGAGAAAAAGAGAAUACGGCCACUUUUGCAGAAGCUGUACAGAAGUGGAAAUAUUUAAGUGUACACCGUGUAUCAGAGUGGUUUAUUACUAUAAAUUAAUUCGUACGCCGCGAUACAAGGACUCGAGGUUAGCAGUAAAACGAUUGUUUAUAGAUUUAUAAGGUUGAGGGGGGACAAAUGGGGAUAGCGAAUGGUCGCGACGUAUGAGAAAUAAAUAUAGACGAGUAUAUACGAAGUUAUUUUCGAUAAAAUCCAUGUUGGACAAUAUUUAUAAGGACACUAAAGGAUAGGCGUAUGAUGUUAACAUAUAAGGUAUUUCUGAAUUACUCUAUGUCACGUAGGUGGAAUUAUUGCUGUAGCACGAAAUAUGGAAAUUUCAAGAAUAAUAUUUUCACGUUCAAGCUC